CGCCGGCUUCCGACUCCGCUUCUCCGCAAACGACUAAGUCUUCCGAGCCCUAAGGCAGAGAAGUAGAGCAUACAGCAGCAGCAGCAGCAGCAUCCUCAUCAUCAUGGCCCUGGAGACUAAGGCGUCGCUGGCGACGCUCGCGCAGACCCAGUACCAAGGGUUCACGCAGUUGCUACAGACGUUCGAUGGACGCGUCCAUGAGCACGAGACGCUCCUGGGCGUAAGCCCCAUGACUGGCAAGGCCUGUGGAAAGCGCAAGCGCACGGAGAAUGGCAAGCCCAUGUACACUACCGCGCGCCCGGUCAAUGGCCAAGAAACCACGCUCCUUGCGAUCUGCGACAAGGACUGCGUGCUCCUCGAGGCGCCCCACUGCAUUACCGACUUUAUGGCUCUCUUUGCCAGUGCCAAGACGGAACCCGACCAGGCCAAGCUCUUGCACGUGCUUGAAGCCACGGCCAAGAAGGGCACGCCGCACGCAGCCGCCGUCAUCACGGCGUUCGAGACGACGGGCGGCAUGAAGACGGCCAAAGCUUGGCUCGAAGCCGCCGUGGCCUUCAACCAGACGACCUUUUUGCACCUGGUUCUAACGGUGCUGAAAGCGCUGCCUAUAACGCUCGCGAGCAUCACCGAGGCGCGCAUCAACGAGCCGAUCGUCGCGCUGCGCAAGUCGCCGCCGAACGACGUGGUGAAGCGGUCGGCCCAGGACCUCCUCAAGUCGUGGCGCACCAAGUUUACAGAAAAACCCGCUCCUCCUGCUACCAAGGGCAACUCGAGUCCGCCGUCCAAGCAGUCGUCCCCGACAGCGGCGGCCGUGGUGGCGCCCCCAGUUGUCUCGGCCCGCGUGCCCACGAAGAGCAACACGCUACUGACCAACCUCCUCAUGAAGCCCAAGGAGACCAAGAUUACCAAGGCCAAGGACACGACGUUGACCAAGAUGCUUCAGCAAAAGCAGCUCAAAGACAAAGAAGGUGUCUCGGCGGCCGCGUCGUCGCCAAUCGGGAAGGGCCUCGCACUGCCCGCGAUUGUGAGCUUUGGCGACGUCAAGACGACGGACGCACCGGCCGUCACGAGCAAGAAGCGUAUCCGCUGGGCUGACAACCACGGCAAGGACCUCACGCACGUCAAGCUCAUCGAGUCAUGGCGCGACAUUGUGUACCACACGGAAGCUGACGAUGAACCUGCCGCGCCGCCCGCCGCCGCGCCGCACCAUGACAGCUUCAAGGACGCCAAGCUACGGGAGCACGCGAACGAAAAACACGCGUUUCAACAUAAACACACGGAGCGUCCCGCGCCCAUCAAGCCGACGAUGGAGUGGCGCACGCCGCUCGCCGUGCAGCUGCCGCACGACGUGGCCGGCCGCGCCGCCGACCACACGACGAACGAAACGACGGCCCAAGCUGCCCGGACGCGCAAGGAUGUCGAAUGGAUCUUGCUCGGCAACGAAGUGCCGCCGUCGACGCCGCACGAGUGGGUGCGGUCGUCGGCCGAUGUCUUUAUGGGCCCACCCGUUCGUAUUGCGCUCGCGGAUGGCUCGCCCGAAGACCACCGCCACGAUGUCUAUGCACUGCCGCCUGUGGCGGCCGACACGGCGGCCGUAGCCAGUGUCUUGUCGUUGCUGGAGAAGACGACUGUGGCGCUUCUCUUGGACAAUGAGCACGUGCUGGCACAAGUGUACGACGAAGUGCUCCGCACGCGCCGCCGCAUCUCGGACGCGCGCAUCUAUGAGCUUGUCGAAGCCAGUCGCUCGCAAGGCGGCUACCACCACCCUUCGCAUCCCCAUAACAGCUAUAGCACAGAAAGUUCGAGUAGAAAUCCGUCGACGUAUGUCGAGUACGGCGCCAAGAAGCGCGGGUAUGACGGCGGGUCGUACAGCGAGCCCGCGGGGUAUGCGGCGGCCAAGCGCCACCAGCCCGCGGCGCCCAUGUAUAGCCCGCCACCGUCGGCGUACGCGCCCGAAACCGACGCUGCAUUUGGCCGCCCCGCGCCGACUACGGACCGGCCGCGGUACCGCAAGGUACCGUGCAAGCAUUACCGCACGGCCCGAGGCUGCAAGAAGGGCGACGGUUGCCCGUUCGUCCACGAAGGGGCGCCCGGUAACAUGCAAACGGGCGGGCGCCCGUCGGCCUUUGACACCUCGUACGGUCGGGGCGGCUACGGCACCCAAGCGCGACCAACCAACGGCGGCCGCGGCUACUAGAAUUAGGACGCAUAACGUAAUUUAGCAACCACUGGGAACAUUUGCCUAAUUUUCACAACUAUGUAAUAUCGAU
This is a messenger RNA of Saprolegnia parasitica CBS 223.65, 2270 nucleotides long. RefSeq lists its product as hypothetical. Bases 104 to 2197 code for a protein of 697 amino acids. Lineage: Eukaryota; Oomycota; Saprolegniomycetes; Saprolegniales; Saprolegniaceae. The transcript is spliced from 6 exons. Gene Ontology annotation, molecular function: metal ion binding. The record is from RefSeq and is a predicted model, not a curated record.